Molecule: messenger RNA, 1316 nt
Organism: Limulus polyphemus (Atlantic horseshoe crab)
Lineage: Eukaryota; Metazoa; Arthropoda; Merostomata; Xiphosura; Limulidae
Product: serine/threonine-protein kinase SBK1-like
Exons: 2
Coding region: 255-1316 (353 amino acids)
Biological process (GO): peptidyl-serine phosphorylation; peptidyl-threonine phosphorylation
Molecular function (GO): protein tyrosine kinase activity; protein serine/threonine kinase activity; ATP binding
Source: RefSeq, a predicted model, not a curated record
AUACAGGAUAAGCUUUUCAAGAACUUAAUGUUUCAAUUACUGUUAAAAACUCGUAUUUCACUAUUUCCUGAAUUAAGAAAAAGGAACCGGACAAAAUUGUCCAGCGAACUAAGUGCUAAAUCAAACUGUAUUUCGUCUGUCGCCAAAAUUACACAAUUACUCCUGGAGACAUCCCGACGUUACUUUUUUUAAACAAGGAACCGAGAUGGUGAUGAAAUUCUCCAGGCCCUGAAAAAUAUUUGAACAAAACCGUGAUGAAUCCCAAGCGAACCUCAAGUAUCCACAAGAUCCGGGACAUUCACUUGCAGAGGAUAGACUUAAAUGAUCAGUAUGAUAUUCUAAGAGAAAUUGGUUCAGGAGAUUACGGGAAGGUGGUGUUAGCUGUUUUAAGGGAGCGGCAAGAAGAAGUUGCUUUAAAGAUUGUUCCCAAGGCAACCACAUCCUCGAAAGAUUUCCAAAUAGAGUUUCAUUAUAGCUAUUUCCUUUCCCCACAUAUAAACAUUCUUAAUACUUAUGACGUGGCCUUCGAAACAACAGACUACUAUAUCUUUGCCCAAGAGGUGGCGCCCUCUGGAGACCUGUGGCAAGUAAUUGAAAAGCAGAACGGCAUGGAAGAGAAUGACGUAAAACUCGUGGUUAAACAGGUGACGUCAGCGCUUGAGUUCAUGCAUAGCAAAGAUUUGGUUCAUAGGGACGUUAGAGCAGAAAAUGUCUUAAUAUUCCAGACGAACUUUACCAAAGUUAAACUAACCGACUUCGGACUAACUCGGCGGGCUGGGACACUGGUGAAAAAGCGCACCCGUUCCCUACCCACUUGUCCGCCAGAGAUUUGGGAGACAGUUCACAUGGAGGGUUAUAACGUUGAAAUCGGUUCCGAUGUGUGGCAGAUGGGCAUGCUCAUCUUUGCGGCUCUCUUUGCCAACUUUCCUUGGCAAAAAGCUGACAUUACAGAUCCUGAUUUCAGAGUAUUUAUGCAAUGGCAAAAAAGGAAGACCACCAGAAUUCCAAAAAAGUUCAAAAUAUUCACGCCUCGAUUGCUGAGACUCUACCGACGACUGAUGGACGCCAAACCGUCAAAACGCUACGAAAUAACGGAAGUAUACAAGUACGUGGGAGAUAAAUGGUUAGUCCCUCGAAGUUCACGGACGAGUAACGUAAGCAAAACUCCUGAACCUUCUGACCAUAGCGAAGUGAGAGAAGAAACACUGGAAGAGAUUUUGUCGAAUUUCGGACUGAAAGACCAUGUAAACAAAGACGAUAAGGAGCAGCGAGUCUACGAUUGGAUACUGUCCAGUACAAAAGACAAAGGUAGUUAA